Molecule: messenger RNA, 6009 nt
Organism: Acanthochromis polyacanthus (spiny chromis)
Lineage: Eukaryota; Metazoa; Chordata; Actinopteri; Pomacentridae
Gene: bod1l1
Product: biorientation of chromosomes in cell division 1-like 1
Exons: 30
Coding region: 131-5134 (1667 amino acids)
Source: RefSeq, a predicted model, not a curated record
GAAUAUUUCUUCCGGGUCAGCGCUGCUUCGAACUUCACAGACCACAACAGAAGACUACCGCGGCCCAGUUGGAUGAUACCUGAUGUUUUAUGACUUUUAAUCGCUAAAUAUAGUUAGACCUCACUGGGACAUGGCUGGUUUACCACCGGGAGACCCUCAGCUGGUCUCCAUGAUCGUCAGCCAUCUAAAGACUCAGGGUCUCUUCGACCAGUUCAGGAGGGACUGUCUGGCAGACGUUGAUACAAAGCCCGCUUACUUGAACCUAAAACAACGAGUGGACAACUUUGUCUCCAAUCACCUCUCUAAUCACACAUGGAGCCCUCAUUUGAACAAAAACCAGCUGAGGAACAACAUCAGGCAGCUUGUCCUACAGUCUGGGAUGCUGGAACAGGGAGUGGACAGGAUUGUGGCCCAGGUGGUGGAUCCUAAGAUCAACCAUAUCUUUCGACCGCAGGUGGAGAGGGUGGUCCGUGAAUUCCUGUCACCUGGCAGCUGCUCUGAGGAGCCACCAGCUCCUCUUCCUCCAGUGGAGAUUAAACCAGAUAGCAGCAUUCCUGAGCCAGCUUCAUUGUCAGCUCCAACUACUGCUGCUGCCAGUGAUGCUAUGUCCAUCCUGGACACAAUAACGUCCCUCAACCAGGAGGCUAGUGUCAGAGCCAGCUCAGCAACCGAAAAAGGACGUAAAAGCCUAGCUUCUGAUGACCCAAUGCAGCUGGAAGACAGCGAGCAGGACAUGAGUCUUGAUGAGGACGGUGACAGUCACCAUGACGGAAAACCACCAGAAGAGACGGAGGAAGCAAAACUGACAGCAGAAGUCCAGGCAUUAGAGGUCAAGACAGAGGAUGCACAGGAGCAGAUGGAUCUGGGCAAAGAGGGCUUAAUGGAGGAGGUGAAAAUGGAGGAGGAAGAGUCAGGCGCUCAGGAGCCAACAGAGGAGGAGAAAGACAACCCUGUAAGCAGAAUUACUGGAAAACCCUCAGAAGAGAAACAGGAUGAUGACAUGCUGAAAUCUACAAGCCAGGCCAGGCAGAAAGCCAGAGAGAGGAUAAAAGAAGAAUACUCUUUAGAGGACUCUGACCUGGAAGGCCUGAGCGACAUCACAGUGAGCUCUGUCCACACCAGCGACCUGUCGUCCUUUGGGGAGGAAAGCGAAGAUGAGGAGUUGUUGUCUGAUUCUUCUGAGGAAGGGGAGCUUCCACCAGAUGAUGAAGGUGAUAGAGCAGAAAAGAAGCACACCGGUGGAGACACAGGAGAUGAAGAUAAGGAGCGUAAGCCUCGGCGCAAGGCCUACGUUCACAAACCCUUCCUAUAUUCUCGUUACUAUAGCGACUCGGAUGAUGAGAUCACUGUGGAGGAACGUCGUAGAUCCGCGGCAAAGGACAAAGAGGAACGGCUUCUCAAGAGACAACAGAACAGAGAGCGAAUGGAAGAGAAACGCAAACAGAAAGCAGUGCAGGCUGAAGAAGAUCACAAAAAACAAACGAGUGGCGACUCUGUAGGGCUGGAGGGCCCAAGAGCUAAAGAGGCCCGCAAAGAAAGGAAAGUUCUGGAGAAAAAAAUGGCUCUCAGCAGGAAGAGGAAGCUAGACUCAAGGAAAGAGGGAGACGUUUCAUACAAGAGGAAAGGAGAUACAGGAGAGAUGUCCAAGAAAGCAGAAAUGAAGCCUGCCGCCCCAAAGACCUUCCAACCUAAACUGAUGAGAAAUUUGUCAGAAUCCGCAUCUUCUGAUGAGAGACACAGAAGAAUGAGUGGCAGCAUCUCAGAAGAUUCCAGUGACACAAAGAAGCUGCCUGACAAAAACCGGACACAUUCCUUUAUCCUGGAGCUGGAGCAAGGAUCCCAAGAGGCUCUCAAACAACGAUCAGUUGGUAAAUUUGACCGGCUGUCCCGCAAAGAACUUCAUUCUAAAGAACGCAAAGAGAAAGAACGCAGCUUGUCUGAUGAGCGUGCCAAAUUCAAACAAAAGCAAGAGAAAAAGUCUGAACAUCAGUUGGAUGAAUCCCAGCAGAAGGAAGGAACUGCUGGAAAAGUGUCCUCUGAGGAGAAAGGUGAGAAGAAGCCAAAAAUCAAAAGUGAAAAGAAGAUACCAGGAAGCACAAGAGAAGGAAAGGUGUCUGUGUCUGAAGGUGUUGCUGAAGAGGGAGGUUCUAAAGAUCCCAAGAAGGUGAAAGCUGUGGAGACUGUCAAAGCAGAGAAGGACAAAAACAGGGAAAAAGACAAAGAAAAAGUCAAGGAAAAGUCGAAAGUUGAGAAAAGCUCAAUCAAAAGUGAUUUUAAGCAGCUGCUUCGUCCAGAAUCUGCAGGCUUCUCUGAGGAUCGAUCUGACGUGGAGCCUGGGUCCGACAGCAGCAAAAAGAAAGAUAAACACUCCAAGGAAGUCUUGAAAAGGUCAAAGAGUCACAGUGAGGACAGGUCAGGAGACAAACCAAAGUCCAAAACAGAUAGUAAAGACAGCGAGAAGGAAAAGACUAAAGCAGAUCAAGAGAGCCAGAAGUUGAAUAAGUCUGGCUCAGAAAGUGAUAAAGACCCUAAACGGAUGAAGCUGACAGAAAAAGGAAAAGUCCUAGCAAAAUCAAAAUCCAAAGAAGAGUCAAAGACACCUUUGUUGUCAAAGAAAAGUCAGAGUCUAGAUGUCAAAAGUGCAGGUAGUGCAUGUAGCAGCAAAGCAGAAGCAACAAAAGAGAAGAAAAAAGAGGGAAAUGCAAAAGAACAGCAUAAAGCCUCUGAGGAACCCUCACAUGAAAAAUCAGACAGUAAAGGUGCAAAGAAAAAACUGGAGAAGAAGGAUAAAUUUUCAGAAAAGAAAGAUGAUAGUCAAGAAGAGAAGAAAGCACCAAGAGAAGACAAAAUGGACAAGUCAGAUAAAUCUUCAAAGUCUUCAGUUUCUCCUCUGGGUCUUGAGACAGAAGAACCACCAAAGAAACAACUUCUUCUCCAAGACGUGAGCACCGACUCUGAGCCCGUCACCACCACUCUCACCACCUCGUUCUCAGACGACACCUGCGACGCUUUAAGCGACAUCACCCCUGAGCCACCUGAAGGUGAGACGGAGUCCCGGCUCAGUGAGAUGCCAGCUGUGCCGGCAGACGCCGAUGCCCUGCUUACUCUAAUGGACGUCUGUACUUCAGCUGAGGCCAGACUUCCAGCUGAGAGCAUCCCAGAGGAAGCAGCACCUGAGAUGGCCAUUCAGGAUGCUGAUAUGAAGAUGAAGGAGGCAGCUCUGACGCUGCUCUCCAUGGAUCCUGACAGCACAGUGUCCUCCAGCUUAGUCUGUCAAGACACAAGAGAAGAAUUAGUGGCGAAUCUGCCCAAUACACCACCGAUGGAAGCCACGACAGCUGAGGAGGAGAUGCAGCUUCCUCCAGUGGAAGUGCAAACAGCUGCUGAAAGUGAGGCCAUAGAGCCAUCAGUAGCUGCAUCUCAACAACCUGAUGAGCUUUCUGAUGAGAAACCAAACACUGCAGAUGAGUCUGACGAAUCAGAAAGAAAAAUGGAUACAUCAAGGGUUGAAGCUUCUGAGAUACUUACUCCACAGGAGGACGAUGCUACGUCAGAUAAUUGUCAGACUUCUUCAAAUGAGGAAGAAGCCAAAAGUGCAGAAAUUCUUCUAGAAACAGAAUCAGAUGAGAAAAUGGCUGACGAAGACGCUGUCGGUGCUGUUGUGUCUGAAACGAAAGAGAUCACGAAAAGCACAGAGGAGACGGAUGUUGUUGCUGACACCACUCAGAAAGUUUCUGAAAUCUCCGGAAAUCAAGACCAAACAGAGCCGGAUGAUGCAGUCACAGAGACAAGCGUCGAGGCAGAGGAGACACCAGAUGAGGAGAACCAAGCUAAGAUGGACAUAGAUAACAGUGAAGCUGAGAGUAAAACAGUGGAGGAAGACAAUGGUGAUCCCCAGACUAUGGAAACUGAUGUUCCAGAAAAGACGGAGAAGGUGGAAGAAAGUCAACCCGAGUCUAAACUGAUCAAACAAAUCAGCGAGUCAGGUAACGUCUCCAGCACAGACAGCCAGGAAGAUGAGAAGGGCUCAGACUUGUCAGAAAAGGAAGAAAAAAUGGAGGGAAGAGGAAGACGCAAAAGAAAGCUGUCCAGCCAGAAAGUAGCAGCAGUGAAAGAAUCUGCUGACGAGGAGUUGGAAAAGGAAAGCAAAGAUCAGCAGUCUACUGAGGUUGUGGAAGUCAAAACACCUCGCAGGGGACGAUCAUCCAGAACUGCAGAGGAACCAGAGAAAGACCAAACAAAAGAACCGGAGAAGACAGAGGAGACGCCGAGCCGCAGGGGAAGACGCUCAGGAGCUGCAGCCAAAGUGGACACAGCUGAUAAUCAAAAGAAAGAUGAGAAUGAAGUCGAGGACAACACAGCUGAAACAUCGUCACUGAAACCAGAGGAGAAGGCAGAGAACACUGAAGAGGAAAGUGAACCAAAGAAAAUUGAGGUAAAUCCUGUUCCAGCAGUCAGUGAAGACCCAGGAAGCUCCAAAGACACUACUGACACACGUAACGCGGCAGUGAUGAGAAAGAGAUCAGAGGAACAUGAAAAAUGCGUGGAAAUCCAGGCUCAGGAAGAGGUGAAAGACAACAGUGGGGAGGAUCAAAGUGAGCACCAGCCAAACCAAGACAGCGACUGUUCCCCCUCUGUGAGCCAAUCAGAGGGUCAGGAGGAUAUAAAAGAGGACAGCUGCAGCGAGACGAAGCCAGAUGAAGCCGAGGAAGAGCAACAGCAAGACGACCAAGAGACGUCUUCAAAGAGACCGGCUCGGAGGGGACGAGCAUCAAAGGCAGCCGCUGCAGAGGAUUCAGACAAAAAAGACAAAAAGGCAGACGAGAAAGAAAGUGAUCAGAAUGAUGAAGAGGAGGAGGAGGACGGUGAGAAGGAAGACGAGGAAAAAGGAACUGCAACCAGAGCUACGACACGGUCGGCAUCUCGCCUGGAGGCUGAAAGAAAUAAGCCAAGUAAACCAUCCACCCGGGCAAGUCGACAGAACGGUAAAGAGGAGACCACAGCUGGCACGCGCGGGACGAGGAGCCAGGCAGCCGUGAAGGGGGGCCGUAAACGGGAGGCCAGCCCUCCUGCGGUGCGAACGAGGGGAGGACCGAAAUCAGAGGAGCCCCCUUCCAAGAGAGCCAAACGCUAAGAUUUCUGACAGCGGUAGAACGGUUUGCUCCUGCAGUGUUGUUUUUACACUCCACACUCAAAGAGCCUCUACACUCAGUUAGCAUGUAAAGCUGUUUCUGCUUCAUUGACCGUAGAUACUGAAAAGCUUCUGGAUAGUAUUAAACACUCUCCUCUGAUGGUUGAGUGUAAACCUGAGGAUCUGUGUAAGAAUCCCCCAGAAUACCUUCUACUGCUCUACGCCCAUAUGGUUUGGAUCAGACUCCAUCAUUCCAUCGUUUAUUCAGUAAUGCCCACUGAGUAUUUCAGGCCAAUCAAAGGCCUAAUGUGCAGCCGAGUCGUGCCUCAAGAUAAAGAGGGUGAAUUGGAGUCAACCCAGCAGAGGCCAGAUUGUGUCUCAGAUGUCACCGUUACACAUCUACACACUUGUACAUUAAUCAGUGCGAGGUGUCUGGCCUUCAUUAUGAAUUUUAUUAUUUAAUAUUCAUUCUGUGAAUGAAAGCAGACAUUUUCCUCCUUCUCAGAAGGUAAGGGAAGAAUUUUUUUUUCAUUUCUCCAUUAAACUAACGGCAGUAUUAUUCACAGGCUAGAAAAGCAGAACACAAAUUUAUCCAUAACCUCAAUAUCCUUCAUGACACAUUUCCAACGGCACCUGCUGCAGACUAAGUACUGUUUCUGACUAACUAAAUGGAGGCAAUUUAGUUAUUUUUUAAUGUUAUAGAUUUAGCAGCCAGUGUAAAGAUAUUUGUUUCUUGAAUGUAGAAAUGCUAAAUAUUUCUCCUUUUUUCACUGUUUCAAGCAAACAAAUCACUUCACGUUGUUGUUCAUCAUAAUUUCAUCCAUUUUGUGAAUGUAAAGAAUUUUUUUUGUUUUUUUAUACUAAAUACUUACAAGAAA